AUGGCGCUAUGGCUGUUGUUGUUUGUGUCUUACGCCUGGGCAUUCUAUAUCCCUGGCUACUCAAUCACUCGCUACAACGAUGGCGAUCCGAUUCCUCUUCUUGUCAAUAAAAUCUUCUCCGACCACACGCAAUUGCAAUAUGCCUACUUCGACCUCCCCCUUGUCUGUCCCCCGAGUGGCAGAAAACAUGGUGGUUCGCCCUUCGGAUCUGGGCAGAGCAUCUCGCUCAAUCUUGGCGAGGUGCUUCGCGGAGACCGCAUCAUGACGUCAGAUUUCGAGCUGGAGAUGGGCAAGGAUGUCGAGUGCCAGUCGCUCUGUACCCGUGAAAUCAGCAGGUCGGAUGUCAAAUGGGCUCGCCAACUCGUCAGGGAUGGAUAUGUGGUUGAGUGGAUUGCGGAUAACCUGCCAGGAGCUACAAGAUUCGUGACGGUUGACCGCAGCCGCAAGUAUUAUGCCGCUGGAUUCAAGCUCGGUAAUCAAGACAUCUCACCGAUCACCAGUCGCCCACGAUUCUUCAUAAAUAAUCACUUUACCAUCCUGAUCCGAUGGAGGAGUCAGCCAGAGGGAGGAAAGGUCAUUGUCGGAUUCGAGGUCUACCCCAAGAGUAUCACGGCAGAGAACCGCAAAGAAGACGGUUGCCCCAAGGCCGUCCACCAGGAGCAAGAAGGACUGCAGCUGUACAUUGCACCCAACACAGCCCGACUACGCGAGAAAUACCCCGGGUCGUCGUACAUCCCUGAGGAUGACGACGAAGAUGACGGCGCCACGCUGAAGAUCCCUUAUACGUACUCGGUCUACUUCAGCGAGGAGAACGAUAUCGACUGGUCGAACCGUUGGGACCUGUACUUCACCAACCAGGAAGAGGGCGCGAUGACCCACUGGCUCGCGAUCGUCAACUCUCUGACUAUCUCCACAGUGCUCGGUGUGACCGUCUUUGUCAUCUGGAGUCGAACGGUCCAAGGUGAUAUCAAAGGACGUGGCGAUGGGGCCAUGGAAGAGCGGAAGCUCAAGGUGCAGUCCAGGCGGAAGUCUGGCCGGCACGCAGAGAAGAAAGGAGAGAGUCUCUUGGAUCAAGACGCAGAUGUGGAACACGACGCAGAUAUGUCUUCGGACGAUGAGCUCCUCGAGGAUACCAGCGGCUGGAAGCUUCUUCAUGGCGAUGUCUUUCGGACGCCUGCCUACAGCGGUCUCCUUGCCCCGCUGGUCGGCUCGGGUAUGCAGUUACUGUUUAUGGUGACAGGCCUGCUUCUCCUUAGCUGCUUGGGAGUGCUCAACCCCAGCUUCCGUGGUGGCUUCGUCAGUGUCGGAAUGGGUCUUUUUGUCUUCGCCGGCCUUUUCUCCGGCUACUUCUCGGGGCGACUUUACAAGACUUUUGGCGGGGCAGCCUGGCGGAAGAAUACUCUCAUCACCGCGCUGCUUUUCCCCGGAUUGUCAUUCUGCCUUGUUCUCAUCCUCAACUUGUUCGUGUGGGCCCAAUCUUCUAGCACGGCAAUCCCGUUCAGUACGCUUGUCGGCCUGCUGGCGCUCUGGCUGCUCAUCCAAGUUCCGCUGGUGUACAUUGGCAGCUGGUAUGGGUACGUGCGAGCGGCACCGUGGGAACACCCAUUGAAGACCAAUGCCAUUCCGCGACAAAUCCCGCCGCACCCGUGGUAUCUCCAGAGUUUUUAUGGACCUAUCCUCACUGGUUUGCUCCCAUUCGCCGUGCUGUUUAUUGAACUCCUGUUUGUGUUCAAGAACCUCUGGCAGGACAAGAGUGGAUACUACUAUGUCUUUGGAUUCUUGAGCGUGGUCUCGGCAAUCCUCCUCGUCACGGUCAUUGAAGUGACUGUUAUUGCCACAUACAGCCAGCUGUGUUCCGAGAACUACCACUGGUGGUGGCGGAGCUUCCUGGUUGGGAGCAGUAGCGCAUUCUGGAUAUUUGCAUACUGUAUCUGGUUCUAUCUGUUCAGGCUCCACGUCACCGGAUUCGUGUCGAGUCUGCUGUUCUUCAGCUACAGUUUCCUCGCCUGCACCGUAUACGGUCUGUUGAUGGGCACCGUCGGGUUCCUGGCUGCAUACGCCUUCGUCCGACGGGUUUAUAGCAAGCUCAAGAAGCUGAUUCUGUCCGCUGAGGAGAUGAAAACGGAGGGAUACAAGGUUACAGAAAUUGCUUCGGGUGACCUCCUGCGAAUGAGACGCUGCAAGUUCUGUCGCAAGCGCAUGACCAAGCAGAAGAACAAGAAGGAGAAGAAAGAUGACAGCCAAGAAAAUGGGAAGAAAGAUGGUCAGGACAAGGAAAAGUCACCGGAUGAUCAGCGGACCGCCGCAGACCCGGCGACUCCGCCGAAGAGCGAGGUGGAUUCUUCUCAGGUAUCUCCUCAGAAGGAUUCCUGGUCUUCUUCUAUUAGUUCUGACAAGUCUCCCGUCAAGUAUGUCAUCACCAUCGACCCCGAGACGGAAGAGGUGACCGUCCACACGGAGCCCAUUUCGGAGGAAGAGCAUGUGGAACGCGAGAAGGCUCAGAACGAAAAAGUCAAGAAGAAGCCCACGUGUCAGAACCAUCCCGGCAGGGUGAACUACAAUAAAUGGACCUGUUGCCAGAAACCGGGAUCCAGCCCGGGAUGUGUCGAGCGAGAUCAGCACGAAGCCUAUGAAGAGGAUAGUGUGGGCCGUCUCGAGGAUGAAUGGAAACUUUACGAGACUCCGCGGUUCGUGCGCGGCGCACGGCUGGCCGUUGCCCUAGACUGCGAGAUGGGCGUCACCAGAAAAGGCGAGUCGGAACUGAUCAGGAUCAGUGCGGUGGACUACUUCACCGGCUACAUCCUGCUAGAUACGCUGGUGUAUUCCACCGUGCCCAUGCUGCACCUCAACACCAGGUACUCCGGGGUUAGUUGGCAGAUGCUCAACAACGCACUAGCGACGCGCAGAUGUCUUGUGAGUCGUGAGCAGGCGCGACAGCAGCUGUGGCAGUUUGUGGGACCCGAGACCAUCGUUAUGGCGCACGGAGGUGCGGCCGAUCUGCUGGCCUUGCGGUGGAUCCACCGUCGCAUGGUCGACACGUUCCAUGUCGAGGGCACUCAUGAGAAUCCGGAGACGGGCCGCUCGCUGAAGAACCUAGCUGCCGUUCGAUUGGACCGGCGGAUCCAGGAGGGGCGCCGGGGCCAUGACAGCAUCGAGGAUGCGAUGGCGUGCCGGGAGCUCACCCAUUGGUACAUGGAGCAUUUGGCUACACCGGCCACUGAAGCUGCUCCAGCUACGAGUUAG
Molecule: messenger RNA, 3243 nt
Organism: Penicillium lagena
Lineage: Eukaryota; Fungi; Ascomycota; Eurotiomycetes; Eurotiales; Aspergillaceae
Exons: 6
Coding region: 1-3243 (1080 amino acids)
Biological process (GO): protein localization to membrane; vacuolar transport
Cellular component (GO): membrane; Golgi apparatus
Molecular function (GO): nucleic acid binding
Source: RefSeq, a predicted model, not a curated record